Platichthys flesus (European flounder) is the source of this 1600-nucleotide messenger RNA. Its product is annotated as phenazine biosynthesis-like domain-containing protein 1. Lineage: Eukaryota; Metazoa; Chordata; Actinopteri; Pleuronectiformes; Pleuronectidae. The transcript is spliced from 10 exons. The record is from RefSeq and is a predicted model, not a curated record. Gene Ontology annotation, molecular function: isomerase activity. Gene Ontology annotation, cellular component: cytoplasm. The coding region runs from base 98 to 964 and encodes 288 amino acids. Gene Ontology annotation, biological process: biosynthetic process.
GUGGCCAAAGUCCACUGUCAGCAGAAGGCUGAAACUCCACCGUGCUUACUGCCUCGCUGGAGCUACCAGUCAGUUUUAAAUUAUCUUUACUGUAAACAUGAUGGAGAUUCCAGUAUUUACAGUGGACGCCUUCACUAAUUUACCAUUCAAGGGAAACCCUGCAGCAGUAUGCCCACUAAUGCACGAGCUGAGUGAUGAGUUGUAUCAGAAGCUCGCGGCAGAGAUGAACCUGUCAGAAACUGUUUUCAUCACCACAAUCAACCCCUCUGACACUUUCUCUACAGGAUCAAGGUUCCGUCUCAGAUGGUUUACACCGACCACUGAAGUGAAUCUGUGUGGUCACGCUACUCUGGCCUCCGCUGCAGUGCUGUUCCAGCACAAGAAGAAUGUGAAUCCUGUAGUGGUGUUUGAGACAAGGAGUGGAGAUCUGGCGGUCACCAAGCAGAGCAAGGGCUACGUCAUGGACUUUCCUCUCAACCCACCCACCCAGGAGGAUCCGAGUGAGUUCAGAGACAUCAUAGAGGCAGCAGUUGGAAACCACCCAGUUCAUGAUGUUUGUAUGAGCGACAACACUAAGAAACUGAUGGUUCGACUGGCUGACAGCUGUGACAGGUCAGUUUUAACCAGUCUGAAAGUCGACCCUGUCACUCUUCAGAGAAGUGAGAAGAGUGGAAGAGUCAAAGGACUCAUUGUCACCAUGAAAGGGUCUCCAGACUGCCAGUCAGGACACGACUUCUACUCCAGAUACUUUGCUCCAUGGAAUGGAAUCCCUGAGGAUCCCGUCACAGGUUCCGCUCACACCGUCCUCGGAAGCUACUGGUCUAAGAAACUGGGGAAGAAGAAAAUGCUGGCUUACCAGUGCUCCAGUCGAGGUGGGGAGCUGGAACUGGAGGUGAGAGAUGAUGGGAGAAUCAACAUCGCUGGACAAGCCGUCACUAUUCUGCAGGGAACCAUCACACUGUAGUUACACAAACACUCACGCAAAGAGGGUUGGAGAUGCUGAAACAGUCAACUUGUUCCUGAGAGUAGAGGAGGAGACGGGAAACAACAUACAAGAAAGAAAACUUCAUACACUUUGUUAGGAUUUGUAUUAUUUAUUAAUAUAUCACAAAAGAAAAAUCACAAUAUUACACAAACAAAACAUGGAAUAUCAGAGAUUGGGCUGGAAGAAAACCAGAUCAAUCGAAGAAUUGCAGCUCGCCAGGUCAUCAGGAUGUUAUCUGAAUCAUUUUGCUAGUUGUAUUAAAAAAAAGAAAUUUAAUUAAUCCCAUAAAUUGUAUUUUUCCCUUCUAAUUCAGAGUUAUAACAGUAAGGAUAUCAUGUAGUAUCCACUGAAAUAAUGCAGUCUGUGUGCAGCCUUAGAUUACACAAAGGAAUUGAAAUAACUCAAAGUCUUGGCUUUACUUUAUUAAUGCUGUAACUAACAAUAUGAAUGAAAUGAAAUGAGAAAUUAUUUUAAGAACAGCUGGAUUUAUAACUCAGGCAGUUGAUGACUGGUGAUGCUCAUUCACAGAAUAAAACAAUAGUUCAAGUAUGUAUGAGGUCCGGUGUUCAACAGUUUAUACACUAAAUAAAAUAAAAUACACAUCAUUACCUCGUC